Messenger RNA from Petromyzon marinus (sea lamprey), 2809 nucleotides. The record is from RefSeq and is a predicted model, not a curated record. NCBI's taxonomy places the organism in Eukaryota, Metazoa, Chordata, Hyperoartia, Petromyzontiformes, Petromyzontidae.
CUGGGCCGUCGGUGACGUCACGCUGCGACAGAGCUGCCCCCCGGGGGGGGGAGAGAGGCGGCGGCUCCCUCCAUUGCCGCACAGCGCAGCAGCAGGAGGAGGCUGUGAGGCGGCAGCAGCAGCAGUAGCGAGAAUCUUCCACAAUCCGUCGCCAUCCUCCUGGCAGGAGCGCCCGCAUCGCCACCGGCCCCACCCGGCAGACACCGUCGACGGGGUGUCACGACGCAUCCGAUGGCGGCGCAGAUGGGGCGGCUGGCGAGCGCCGUGCUGGGAAUCCUCCUCACGGCUACUGCCUGCCACUCGGCCACGCUGAGCUUGGCCGAGCCCCAGGUGGCGAUGUUCUGCGGAAAGCUGAACAUGCACCUGGGCCUGGACACUGGGCGCUGGCAGCCUGACCCCAGCGGGGUCACCAGCUGCCUGGCUACCAGACAGGACAUACUCGCUUACUGCCAGCAGGUGUAUCCGGAGCUCCAGGUGCGAAAUGUGGUGGAGGGGAACUCCCCGGUGACUAUUGGAGGCUGGUGCCGGAGAGACAGAGCCCACGGGAAGAGGAGCGGAGCAGGAGAGAGGGGAGGAGAGAGGGGAGACUCCGCCAGCACGGGGCAGUGCAGGGGUCACCCUCACGUCGUGGUGCCGUACCGCUGCCUAGUGGGAGAGUUCAAGAGUGACGCCCUCCUCGUGCCAGAGAAGUGCCACUUUCUGCACAAGGAGAAAAUGGAGGAGUGUGAGACUCAUCUGCACUGGCACAGCACUGCCAAGGAGGCGUGCGAGGCUCAGCACUCCAGUCUGCUCAACUUCGGCAUGCUGCUGCCCUGCGCCAUCGACCGUUUCCGUGGUGUCGAGUUCGUCUGCUGCCCUCUGGAUCCCCAGCGAGCUGCCCACGAGGGGCAGCAGCAGCCAGAAGGGCAGCAGCAGGAGGAAGAGGAGCAGGAGGAUAGGAAUCUGAACGUCGGAUUCACCUCACAGGAGCUGCGGCCCAUCGAUCCGGUGUACGACUGGUGGGAGGGCGGCCAUGGCACGGAUAGCAACUAUCCGGCUAGUGAGGAGCUCACCGUGGACGACUCUCCACCUCCUCCUGCCCUCGCCAACGGCGACGAUGACGCUGGCGACGAUGAUGGCGACGAAGAUGCCGGUGACGGUGAUGACGAUGAGGAGGAGGGGGGCGAUGAUCGCGAUGAUGAUGAUGGCGUGGAGGGGGGGGAGCAGGGGGAGAUAUUGGGGGGGGGCGAGGAAGAAGAGGAGGAGGAGGUGAAGGAGGAGGAGGUGAAGGAGGAGGCUGAGGAGGAGGUGGAGGAGGUGGCCGGGGGGGAGCAUCGUAGAUUCCUCGCCGCCAAGGAAGCUCUCGAGCGGAGUCACAGGGAGGAGAUGGGUCUGGCGAUGAGAGCAUGGGAGCAGCGUGGGAGCAGCCCCGGGGAGCGAGGAGGACUCAUCCAGCGGUUCCAGCUGGAGGUGUCCCGCAUGGACCGUGCGUACGCCCAGCGCAGGCAGCUGCUGCUGCAGGGCCACGCUCGGCGCGCUCAGCAGGCGCUAAGCGACCGCCGCAGGGCGGCACUGGAGGAGCUGCUGGGCACGGUGCAAGGGGAUCACGAGACGCGGCCACACCGCGUGGUGCAGGCUCUCCGACACUACCUGAGAGCCGAGUCCAAAGACCGCACCCACGCCCUGAGGCACCUCCAGCACACGGCCAGCGUCGACCCCGCAAGGGCACAGGCCAUGAAGGCCCAGGUGGAUGCUCACCUGUUGGCUAUCGACGAGCGAAUCAACCAGACCCUGGCGCUGCUGCUGGGACGCCUCCCACCACUCUCCUCCGACAUGCAGCGCCAGAUCGCCGCCGCUCUCUCCCCACUGCACGAGACCCAACAGCAGCAGCAGCAGCGACACAGACAACACAAACAGCACAAACAACAACAGGCAGAGACCCCCCUCCCUGCCGGUCGUCGUGGCUACGGGAGGGACGCCCUGCCUCUCCCUCCUUCUCCUCCCUCCGCCUCUCCCUCCCCCUCCUUCUCCCUGCUUCCCCUGGUAGCCUCUACCUCCGGCCCCCCUCCUCCCCCUCCUCCUCCUCCACCUCCUCCCCCACCUCCUCCUGCUCAAGCAGCGCCCACUCUGCUGCCCACCUCGUCACGGAUCGGACAACCUGCGGCUCCAACUCGCUACGCAGGGAGCCAGAAGUCAUCGAAAUACAACCCUGGCCACAGGACCAUUCCAGAUAAAUCCAGCUACACACACGGCCUCGUGGAGGAGGAGGAGGUGGAUGAUCAGGAGGAGGAGGAGUACCUGGAGAUCCUCACCAACGAGAUUCUGGUCAAGGCUCCCCCUCUGGGCUCCAAGGGGACUCAACAGGACUCUGCUGUCUACCAACUCCCACAGAAGAUGAUGCGUGGUGGGCGUCAGCACGGUGGCGAGGGCGGCGGUGAGGAUGACGACGACGAUGGUGAGGAUGAGGGGGAGGGGCUGGUGAACCGCGGGGCCCUGGUCGGACUCCUGGCGGGGGCUUCGAUCGUCGCGGCCGCCAUCGUCCUGUCGCUGGCCGUGCUGCGGCGCAAGCAGCAGCAGCAGCACGCCAGCAUCAGCCACGGCGUCGUAGAGGUUGAUGCUGCUCUAAGCCCAGAAGAGCGCCAUCUGAACAAGAUGCAGCAGAAUGGAUACGAGAAUCCAACGUACAAGUACUUCGAGCAGAUGCACAUCUAGUGCUGAGGCUACACUACAGUAUACCCUACACUACUGUACACCACACUAUACACUACAGUACUAUACACUAUGCUACUAUACACUACUAUACACUAUGCUACUAUACACUACACUACGC